UGACAAGAAAACCCCCAGUAUGUUCUACCAAUCUCUCUCAACCGUUUUUCUCUCUCUCUCUCACGCACACAUUUUGCUCACACAAUGAGCGUACAAAAGCGCCGAAUAUCGAUCAACCGGCAUCAGUCAAACGUAAACAGUGAAAGUGUUGGCGUCAAAUUAAAAUCUUCUACUCCUCUUAUCGUGUUCUUAACGGCAACAGCAUGUCAACCGAAAAUGCAGAUAAUACUGAGUCACACCCAUCCUGGCUAAAUUUAGAGUUCUUUCACUCAAUAUUGCGCAAUAAUAGACACCUUCCCAGCUCCAGUGAUUCUCUCUGUGUGAAAUCCAUCAAUGUUGAGCCCGCCACAGCGAUAGGAGACAAUUAUAUGUCUAGUAUUUACAGAGUGAUCAUCGAAUACACCCUUCAUCGUGACACUGAUGAAAAGAACACCUUAUCAUUAGUUGUGAAGGUGUUGCCUGACUCCGGCCCAAUUGAGGAGAUCAUAGAGAAAUACAAUGCCUUUCCCAAAGAGAUCAAGAUAUAUUCCGAAAUUAUUCCCGCUCUCGAAGAGAUUUGGCAGAGAGCUGGACAUUCAGUGCAGUUCGGCCCAAAAUGCUGGUUCACUUCAGAGACACCAAGAUCGGUGAUUGUUAUGGAUGAUCUCAAGGCGAUCGGAUAUGGAAUGUUGCCACGACAGAAAGGAUUGACUAUAGAAGAGACGAAAACGUUGCUCACCAAAUUAGCCAAAUUUCAUUCAGCCUCUGUUAUCCACUAUGAUGAGAAUGGCCCAUACGACAAUUUAUUCAACGAGGGAAUUGCCCGGAUGGACGUUAGAGAAGGCAUGGAACAAUAUUACGGUUCAAUGUAUGCUGGCCUCAUGGAGAUGCUCGAAUCAUCGGAUUUUGCAUUGCCUUACUUGCCAAAAUUGAGGAAAUGGAAGAAUAGAAUCUUCGAAACCAACUACCGUUUGACCUUAGCCGAAGACAAUUCAUUCAAUGUCCUCAAUCAUGGUGAUUCUUGGACAAACAAUCUCAUGUUUAGACAUCAACAUGGAACGCCUGAAGUUCUCUUAGUCGACUUUCAACUCAGUUCCUGGACAUCUCCAGCGAUUGAUCUUAUCUAUUUACUCUUCAAUGCAUGCAAUUCAGAUGACUUUUUCACACAUUUUGAUCAAUUGAUUCAAUUCUACUAUUCAGAACUCAAAAGGGAUUUUGAGCUGUUGCAAAAGCCCGAGAAAAUCCCCAAAUUUGAAGAGAUAAAUAGUGCAAUUCAUCGCAAAGGUUUCUUCGGUGCAAUGUUUAUAGUUGAAUCAAUUCCAAUUAUGAGAUCAGAUCCUGAUGUGAAGGUGAAUUUGGACCUCAUUGUGGAUGAACACAACGAAGAGGGACAAAUUUUGAAGAGAAAAAUAUUUUCAUCUGAGCUUGUGAAGAGAAUAUAUAAACGAUUGCUUCCAUUCUUGGAUGAGAGAAACUUUUUAGACAUUCCCGAGUGAUAAGUUAAAUAUGUACUGCGUAUGCCAAGCGGUAUGUAAAUGAAAAAAUAAAUAAAUGAGGAUAUUU
Phlebotomus argentipes is the source of this 1542-nucleotide messenger RNA. RefSeq lists its product as uncharacterized. The record is from RefSeq and is a predicted model, not a curated record. The coding region runs from base 204 to 1475 and encodes 423 amino acids. The transcript has 4 exons. Lineage: Eukaryota; Metazoa; Arthropoda; Insecta; Diptera; Psychodidae.